Molecule: messenger RNA, 849 nt
Organism: Sinocyclocheilus grahami
Lineage: Eukaryota; Metazoa; Chordata; Actinopteri; Cypriniformes; Cyprinidae
Exons: 6
Coding region: 148-849 (233 amino acids)
Source: RefSeq, a predicted model, not a curated record
CCUCAGGAGACUAAACGAAAGUAAAAGCAAGGACGCCAUUUUCAGGGUUUAAACACUUUAACAAAGGGUAUAAACGCUAAGCGUAUUUCGUGGUCUGCAGUCAUGCUCUUUUUGAAACACAGAAAGUAGGAGAGCAGUGCCUCCAAAAUGAGUUUCCAUGAGGAAAGAGAGAAUGAAGACACUAUGUCUGAAGCGAGCUCUUCAUCUCCUGGAUCAGGCCACACAUCUCUAAGUGAUGAAUCCAUACAAAAGCUUCCCCCUGCAAUCAGUGAUGCAGUGACCUCUGACCCCUGCGUCAGCAGGAGGAAGACAUCGAGAGCAGAGUCUCCAGAACCCAGCUGUGUGUCUGUGAAGAGUAACAGAUCCAUGCAGAAUCGACCCCCUGUUUUCUGUGAUGGACCAGUGACCUCUGAUCCUCUCAGGGGAGAUAUAAAUGAGAUGAUCAGAUCUGUGUCGUCCUCUGCAUCCCACUCUCAGACUCACAUCAGGCAGGAUGACACAGUCCUGCAGAAACACACACUGGACACUGGAGACCAUCAGAGAGUCAAAGACCAGCUCAAAACCAGCAUGAAGAACAAGUAUGAGAGAUUAUUUGAGGGAAACAAACUCCAAGAGAAUGAAACACUCCUGAACAGGAUCUAUGCACAGCUCUACAUCAUAGAGGGAGAGAAAGAUGCAGUAGAUAAAGCUCUUGAGAGUAAGAAUGGACACCUGGAUCUGUUCCUGCGGUUCCUGCUGGGCGUCUCACUGGAGUCCAAUCAGAGACUCUUACAGGAUCUACUGACUCAAACAGAGAACAGCUCAGAAAGCAUCAGGAGAACCACACAAAUCAAAGGUGAUGGUCUGUAG